Prionailurus viverrinus (fishing cat) is the source of this 1149-nucleotide messenger RNA. It is a transcript of the gene GALR3, whose product is annotated as galanin receptor 3. Gene Ontology annotation, molecular function: galanin receptor activity. The transcript is spliced from 2 exons. The coding region runs from base 1 to 1149 and encodes 382 amino acids. Gene Ontology annotation, cellular component: membrane. Gene Ontology annotation, biological process: adenylate cyclase-modulating G protein-coupled receptor signaling pathway; negative regulation of adenylate cyclase activity; neuropeptide signaling pathway. Lineage: Eukaryota; Metazoa; Chordata; Mammalia; Carnivora; Felidae. The record is from RefSeq and is a predicted model, not a curated record.
AUGGCUGAUGCGCAGAACGUCUCGCUGGACGGCCCGGGGAGUGUGGGGGCCGUGGCCGUGCCUGUGGUCUUUGCCAUCAUCUUCCUGCUGGGCACAGUGGGCAACGGGCUAGUGCUGGCCGUGCUGUUGCAGCCCAGCCCCAGUGCCUGGCAGGAGCCGGGCAGCACUACGGACCUGUUCAUCCUCAACCUAGCGGUGGCCGACCUCUGCUUCAUCCUGUGCUGCGUGCCUUUCCAGGCCGCCAUCUACACACUGGACGCCUGGCUCUUUGGGGCCCUCGUUUGUAAGACGGUGCACCUGCUCAUCUACCUCACCAUGUACGCCAGCAGCUUCACGCUGGCCGCGGUCUCGGUGGACAGGUACCUGGCCGUGCGGCACCCGCUGCGCUCGCGGGCCCUGCGCACGCCGCGCAACGCCCGCGCCGCCGUGGGGCUCGUCUGGCUGCUGGCGGCCCUCUUCUCGGCGCCCUACCUCAGCUACUACGGCACCGUGCGCUACGGCGCGCUGGAGCUCUGCGUCCCCGCCUGGGAGGACGCGCGCCGGCGCGCCCUCGACGUGGCCACCUUCGCCGCCGGCUACCUGCUGCCCGUGGCCGUGGUGAGCCUGGCCUACGCGCGCACGCUGCGCUUCCUGUGGGCGGCCGUGGGCCCCGCGGGCGCGGCAGCGGCGGAGGCCCGGCGCAGAGCCACGGGCCGCGCGGGGCGGACCAUGCUGGCGGUGGCCGCGCUCUACGCCCUCUGCUGGGGCCCGCACCACGCGCUCAUCCUCUGCUUCUGGUUCGGCCGCUUCGCCUUCAGCCCGGCCACCUACGCCUGCCGCCUGGCCUCGCACUGCCUCGCCUACGCCAACUCCUGCCUCAACCCGCUCGUCUACGCGCUCGCCUCGCGCCACUUCCGCGCGCGCUUCCGCCGCCUGUGGCCCUGCGGCCGCCGCCGCCGCCGCCGCUGCCGCCACGCCCGCUGCCCCCCGGGCGCCCGCCGCGCCCACCGCCGCGUCCGCCCCGCCACCGCGGGCCCUGCCGGUUGCCCCGGGGACGCCCGGCCUCGCGGGAGGCUGCCGGCGGGCGGCGGCCGGGGCGGGGGGCCCGGGGAGGAGCCCGCCCGCGUCGGAGAGGCCGGGCGAGCCUCGUCGGCCCCGGGACCGGAAUAA